GAUGAUGAUGAUGAUGAUGAUGAUGAUGAUGUUUAUACUUUCGAUUACCUCAAUGAUCCUUAUAUUUUGCCGUUUAACUGUCAAUCUUUUUAGUAUAUCGGUUUCCGUUUUUAUCAAGGUAUAUAUGUUCUGUUGGUCAUAAUAUAUUGACAUUAAAUCACUUUUGCAACUAUUAUGAAUACAAAUUUCCUGUAUACAAAUGUAUGUGGUUAGAUCGUAAGAGUGAAAAAAAAUUCUUAAAAGCAUCUCUAUAACAAGAGAUGCAAAUAGUAUUGUAAAAUCAUUAACUUGUGAUUCAAUGACGUUAGAGGAUAGGUUCAAUCCUAUCUCUUCACUUAAUGAAAGUCAAUUAACUCCAUUAAACCAUUAUGGUCCUGUCACAGCUUUAAAAAUUCAUAAUGAAUAUGUUUUAGCUGGUAAUGGUUCUAUUUUAAAGGUAUUUAAAGUUGAUCAAAAUAGUAAAACUACCCUUAUUUUCAAUAAACAAGUACUUAAAAGAAAUAAGAUUCAUAAUAUUUCAAUAAGUCCAAGUAGAAAAUACGUGAUAAUUAAUGGUGGGAGAUCCUUUGUGGUUUUAGACUUCAAAAUCUUGAUAUCAAAUAAUCUUGAUCAAUUCGCAAUCAUAGAGAAGGCAGUCAAUGAAUGGAUUAUAACCGCUGAAUUUAUUAGUGACGAUAUACUAUUAAUCUUAAAUUCUCAUAAUACAGUAUAUAAACUUGAUGUUUCAUCACCAGAUCAACACUUCAAAUUGCUCGAUAAAAUACAUUGUAAUGAAAAAUCAAUCUUAUACAGUGGAUCAAUUACAAAAAUAAGUGAUGAAAAAGUCAUUAUAGCAGCAGGAACAGUCAUGAAUGGUUGUAUAAUCUGGGAAUUGAAUUCAAAGACAAUUUUACAUAACUUAACUGAACAUGAAGGAUCAAUUUUUGGGGUUAAAGUUGACUCUGAAGGAAAAUAUAUCAUUUCAUGUUCAGAUGAUAGAUCAAUCAAAUUAUAUGACUUUGAAAGUGGUCACUUAUUUGCUACUGGUUGGGGUCAUGGAUCAAGAAUUUGGAAUCUUUCGUUCUUUAAGGAUACUACAAAUGGUGUUAAAAUAAUGAGUGCUGGUGAAGAUUGUACUUUAAGAAUUUGGAAAUAUAUCCCAAACCAAGAGACUUUACAACAGUUAGAGUUAUGGGAAGAUGCCCAUAGAGGGAAACAUAUCUGGUCUGCUGAUAUUGAUGAUACAAACUUAAAAGUUUGUGUUUCAGGAGGAGCUGAUGGUAAAAUAAGACUUCAUGACUUAUCUAAUCGAGGACAACUAACUAAUUAUAAUCUUUCAUUCAUAUCUGAACAAUGCAAAAUAGCAUUUAAAAAGAAAGAGGUCAUCAAAAGCUUUACGGAGUUAGAACAACUAAACUUGUUAAUAUUGGUAACUUCUGGGGGAAGUAUUAUCUUAGUUGAUCAAAUUCAUAACAAAUUCAAAUCAGUGGAUUUAUCUUUAGAUGAACAUCAAAAGUUGGAUGGCUUUGGUCUAAUUCAAUCCUUCUCGGACAUUAAUGUUGUUACUAUAUGUAGUGUUCAUGGUGACUUAUUAUUUUUGAAAUUCACUGAUUUCGAUUCAGAACCUACUAAAUCUUGGAUUGAUGAUCUGAUCUUAGGUAAAAAUAAAGUAACUAAUUUCAUGGUGGCUAGCAAACCAAAUUCCAACUUACACUAUUUAUUCAUCGACUGCCCAAAUCCAAGAAUACCAUUCAUAUUAAGAGAAUUCAAGUUUGAUGAAGGCAUCUUCGAGUUACAGAGAAUUUUACUAUUAGAACAACCAAAUCAAACAAGUUUCACCACAACCAGCAUGUCCAUAGAUUUUACAAAUAAUUGGUUGUUUGUGGCUUCUAGAUAUGUAUCAUUGGCCGCUUAUGAUUUGAACACUACAAAGCUAGAACUGAUCCCAUUACUGGCUCUUCAUAAAAAGAUAUCUGCUGGAGAUUCUAUAACCAGCAUUUCUAUAAUUGAGUCAAAAGAAAACGAAAUCACUUUACUCACCAUCGUCAGAGAUGGUAUUUACAUGUACAUCAAAUUUGAUCAACACUUUAAAAUGUCCAUAGUCCAUAAAAAUCAUAUUUCAAGAGGAUUCAUAGAAGGUGGUUAUUUAAAAGAUAAUGAAUUGAUACUUUAUGGAUUUAAAUCAUCAGCAUUUUAUAUUUGGAAUGAAACCAGACAAUUGGAAAUCACAAAUGUCUUAUGUGGUGGUGCUAACAGACUUUGGAAAGUAAUUAAAUAUUCAACAGGUUUACCCUUGGAUUAUAAAUUCUUAUUCAUUAAUAAGUCAGAAUUAAACAUAUUUGAGUUCAAAGGAAGAUUCAUAGACGACAGAUUUGGUUUAAUUAAUGAUGGUACUCAUGGUCGUGAAAUCAGAGAUGUGUCAAUUUCUCCAAGUUUGUUCACCGAUAAUUCACGAUUAAUCAUGUCAGCUUCAGAAGAUACAACUUUAAAUUUAAGUAAAUUAUAUCAAGAUGGUGCUGUUAAAAACAUAUGGAAUAUAAAUAGACAUGUUUCUGGAUUACAAAGAAUCAAGUUCUUGAAUGAUACGUAUGUCGCAAGUUCAGCUGCAAAUGAAGAAUUUUACAUUUGGAAAUUGGAUACUUUUAAUAAGAAUAUUCCAUUAGUUGUGGAAUAUGCAAAGUUAGCUCCAAGUAUUGAGAAUCCUGACGUUCGUAUCAUGGAUUUUGCUUCAAUCCCACUCAAAGAAGGUUUCUUGAUUGCAACAGGUUAUUCGAAUUCAGAUAUUAAGCUUUGGUAUUUCAACACUGAAACUGCUAAGUUUGAAUUAUUAGUAAGUGACACUUAUUCAACAUUCUGUAUCUUGAAUAUAGAUAUUUUAACAUUUGAUGAUAAAAUAUAUAUUCAAACUACAACUACAGAUGGUUUCUUUUCAAUUUUCGAAGCAUCAGAAGCUAUUGAAUCACAAAGUCUAAAAGUUCCUGGGUUUGACAGAGUGAUUAUAAAACAAGAACUUCAUCAAAAUGCUGUUAAGGCUGUUUUUUUGAAAAAGAUCAAUGAAAACCACUUUAAAGUCUUUACUGGUGGUGAUGAUAACGCUCUUGUUUUAAGUGAAAUAAUUUAUGAUGGUUCUUUAAACUUUAAAACCCUUAGUUUUGUUGAAGAUGCUGCAUCAUCUACAAUCACAUCUAUAUCAGAAGGUAUUGAUGAGACAAUAAUAGUUACAUCAGUAGACCAAAUCUUACGUAAAUGGUCUUAUAAAGGUGAUUCAUUGCAAUGCGCUUCGGCGGUCUAUACCACGAUUGCUGAUACUGGUUGUUCAGACUCAACUACGUUUAAUAAUGAAAAAUUAAUUGUUGCCGCAGGAGCUGGUUUAAGUUCAUGGAAAAUAUAAUAUAAUGAAAAUAUUUGUAUAAUUAACAGU
Scheffersomyces coipomensis is the source of this 3400-nucleotide messenger RNA. RefSeq lists its product as uncharacterized. Lineage: Eukaryota; Fungi; Ascomycota; Pichiomycetes; Serinales; Debaryomycetaceae. The transcript has a single exon. The coding region runs from base 299 to 3370 and encodes 1023 amino acids. Gene Ontology annotation, biological process: tRNA methylation. The record is from RefSeq and is a predicted model, not a curated record. Gene Ontology annotation, molecular function: protein binding. Gene Ontology annotation, cellular component: cytoplasm.